Molecule: messenger RNA, 468 nt
Organism: Cuculus canorus (common cuckoo)
Lineage: Eukaryota; Metazoa; Chordata; Aves; Cuculiformes; Cuculidae
Product: apolipoprotein C-II-like
Exons: 4
Coding region: 17-259 (80 amino acids)
Biological process (GO): lipid transport; lipid metabolic process
Cellular component (GO): chylomicron
Molecular function (GO): enzyme activator activity
Source: RefSeq, a predicted model, not a curated record
GCUGGGAGCGAAGGCCAUGCACCCCAAAAAGACGGCGGCGACGCUGCUGCUGCUGUUGGGCCUGGCUGCCGCCGCCCCCCCCGAAGUCCCCUCCCCCGCCGAUGCCUUCUCCAAGAUCCGGACCUUCUUGGGGGGCCUCAACCUUCAAGCGGCUCAAGAACGGAUCCAAGAUGCCUACACCAAGGGCUCGGAGGCGGUGAUGACCUACACCGGCAUCCUUGGGGAUCAGCUCUACCACUGGUGGCAGGGAGAGCAGUGACCACGCCCACCAAGAUGGCCGACACGGGGGGGACCCCCCACCCCACCCCACCCCAAUAAAGGAGAACCCCUCGUCAUGGAGAACGGGGUGGGGUUGGUCUUCUCGGGGGGUCUUCAUGGUCUUCUAAGGGGUUAUCGUGGUCAUCUUCGUCAUUAAAGGGGCGUUGGAGGUCAUGGUGGGGGUCUUGGGGGUCAUCGUGGAGGUCUUGG